GAGAGAGAGAAAGAGACGCAGCAUUCGAAUUUGAGAGAGACAAACCCUAGGUCCAGGUCAUCAGAGAUCGAUCAAUGGCGUCGCCGGAGGAAUCAUCAUCGAGAUCCGCCGCCUCUCCGUCAGUAGACUCCUACAUCGGAAGCGUCAUCAGCCUUACCUCCAAGAGCGAGAUCCGAUACGAGGGCGUCCUCGUCAGCAUCAACACCAAAGACUCCACCAUCGCCCUCCAGAACGUGAAAUCGUUUGGUACUGAAGGGAGAAGGAAGGAGGGGCCUCAGAUUCCUUCGAGUGACAAAGUUUAUGAGUAUAUUCUCUUUCGAGGUAGCGAUAUUAAGGAUUUGCAGGUGAAGUCAUCAUCUUCAGUUCCUCCAAAGCAGCAGACACAUAAUGAUCCAGCUAUUAUUCAGUCACAGUAUGCUUAUGCACCUAGUAGUUCCUCUAUUGCUUCAGCUGGAGUUGGUGCUGUUGCUGGUCCAAGUUCUCAAUCAGUGCACCAAGAUUUAUCUAGGCAACCAUUUCCGGAUUCAUUUUCCUUGUAUCAGCCUGGUGCUCACAUGAGUUCUUGGGCAGCUUCACCAUCUAUUCCAAAUGCAGAGGGAUCUACACACUCCCAAGGAUAUGCUAGUACAUCAAAUGCCCAAGUUCGUGCCCACCAGCGACAUAUUCCUUUUCAACCCCAGUCUGUUAGUUUUCAAAAUCCAUCACAGUAUGCUGAAGGUUAUGCACCACCAAGCUUUUCAAAUUUUCAAGAGGGUGCUACCUCUUUUCCAUCUCAGUUUGCGAUUUCUAAUCCUUCUAAUCCAUUAUCGUUACCUUCUCAUUUACAAGCAAUGUCCUCUCUUCCUUUGUCUAAUCAAGAAAUGAACACUAUGAAUAUGAUUGCCAACAAAGCUAAUCCCUCACAAACUUCAGUUGUUCCUAUUUCAUCAAUGCCUUCUGCAUCUUCAGUUUUGGGGUCUGCUUCAGGUCCAACAGCAAUGCAGCCUCCUUUGUUAACACCUGACCAACUGACAAACUCUAUACCAGCAACAGCAGCAUCUCUUCAGAGAUUGUACCCUGAAUUUAAAGAUAUGGGGGGUUUGUUGCCAUCAUCAACAAACUCGCCGUCUCUUGUUUCUGGAAUACCACAAGAGCCAUUAUUGCCAUUGCCAACAUCUAACCAGCAGAGCGAGCAUGAGGUGCCAAAGUUUACUGAAGAAUUUGACUUCUUGGCCAUGAACGAGAAAUUCAACAAAGAUGAAGUCUGGGGUUCGCUUGGAAAAGAAAAACAUAUAGGGUCAGGUGGAGAUGGAGCAGAACAUGAUGCACUUCAUCACGAUGUUAUAUAUGGUGGUGGUUACGUACAAGAUCCCCCCAGGCCAGGAAGCAAACCUGUAUACAAUAAGGAUGAUUUCUUUGACACUCUCUCUUGUAAUUCCCUCAACCGAGGAGGAUGGAGUGGACGGUCUAGGUUUUCAGAGCGAAUGAAGCUUGACACAGAGACUUUUGGUGAAUUCGAGCACAGGCCUCCCAUGGGUCAAGGACCUCAUGGAAACUACGGUCCUCCCCAUGGAGGAUAUUAUAGAGGUUCGUAUAAUAGAGGGAGGGGUUAUGGAUACUAUGGGGGCAGAGGUCGUGGUGGGCCCUUUAGACCCUUUUAGUGAAGUAUUUUCCUUUACAGUUGCUUUGAGGUAUGCGCUUUAUGAAACUUCAUUAGUUUUUUUCUUUAUGCAAGGGAUUUAGCUGUUGACCAAUCCCACUCUCAUCUGUUAUCUUAUCCUCUUAACUGUUGUCCGUCAUAUGAGCUUCUCUGUGUAACGAGAAACUGUUUGAAGAAUGCCUGUCUUUUUCUUUCAAGGCUCCUCUUCUGACCUCUUGUGAAGAUACAUUCAAUGUUGACAGUUCUAUGAUCUUAAGGUUAGCUUGCUAGUGAAUCUGAAUACAAACAUGUGUACAUGACUGUAGAAUCUUUGUUUCAGAUGUAUCAUUAAUUGGCCUUAUGGAUGUAUGUUUACCGUAUGAUGCUCAUGCUGGUUUCUUUAUAUUUUCUAUAAUUUUGUGGAAACAUUUCACA
This is a messenger RNA of Asparagus officinalis (garden asparagus), 2053 nucleotides long. Its product is annotated as protein decapping 5-like. Lineage: Eukaryota; Viridiplantae; Streptophyta; Magnoliopsida; Asparagales; Asparagaceae. The transcript has 7 exons. The record is from RefSeq and is a predicted model, not a curated record. Gene Ontology annotation, cellular component: P-body. Gene Ontology annotation, molecular function: mRNA binding. The coding region runs from base 75 to 1640 and encodes 521 amino acids. Gene Ontology annotation, biological process: cytoplasmic stress granule assembly; P-body assembly.